Knipowitschia caucasica is the source of this 678-nucleotide messenger RNA. The record is from the annotation of a GenBank genome assembly. NCBI's taxonomy places the organism in Eukaryota, Metazoa, Chordata, Actinopteri, Gobiiformes, Gobiidae.
AUGGUAGACAGGACGACGCACUGGGGUGCGCAGUUUACCUCAGAGAUCUGGAAUGCUGUGGCGGGGGGUUUGGGUGUCAAGUUGCACCGCACCACCGCAUACCACCCCCAGGCUAACGGACUGUGUGAACGAUUCCACCGCUCUAUGAAGGCUGCCCUUCGGGCCAGCCUGACGGACGGCAACUGGGUGGACAAACUGCCCUGGGUCAUGCUCGGCCUUAGGACCGCCCCCAAGGAGGAUCUGCAGUCCUUGUCUGCCGAGCUUGUUUACGGCCAGGCUUUGCGGGUGCCUGGGGAUUUUAUACCGGAUGCUACGAGACCUUGGUCUGCUAACGAACAGCGGUCCUCUCUGCGGGAGCACUGCUCCCCUGAGUCCCGGAUGCCCGCUGGCCUCCGCUCUGCGUCGUUUGUUUUCGUCCGCCACGACGCCCACCGUGGACCGCUGCGUCCCCCUUACGACGGCCCGUUUAAGGUUUUGCAGCAUGGGGACAAGAGCCUGGUUGUGGACAUUGGGGGCCCCACGCCGCGGACGCCCCCCAGUACUUUGUCCUCCUGGCCAGUCGGGAGUUCCUUCGACCGGGACGGUGCUGGCUGCGUCCCCCGCUUCCCUCCCCUCAGCCCCUGCCACUUGUACUCGGAGUGGUCGGGCCAUCAUUCCAUUCCGGAGUGGGGAUUUUGA